AUGCAUUCUCUAUUAAAUUUUUGGAUAUUAAUUAUAGCAUUUGUUUUGGGAGUUAUAGGUCGUGGUGAUUUGGGAUUUUCUAUUAGUACUAGGAAAUUGGAUGGGAAUUGCAAAAGUACACAGGAUUAUUUAGAUGAUAUUUCAUUAAUUUCUUCAUAUUCAAAAUUUAUUCGUAUUUUUUCAAUUAGUGAUUGCAAUUCUAUGAAAAAUAUUAUGCCUGCUAUAAUCCCUAGUGGUAUGAAGAUUAUUCUUGGAAUUUGGCCAGGUGGUGUUGAUACCGCGCAAUUCAAUGAUCAAUUGUCGCUACUAAAGGAAAUUCCACAAGAACACGUUCCUUAUAUUUAUGCAAUUUCAGUAGGAUCAGAAGUUCUUUAUCGCAAGGAUUAUUCAGAUGAUGUUUUAUUGAGUCAAAUUACUACUGUUCGUAAUUUGUUAAAUCAGAUGAAUUUUCAAACUAUUAAAGUUGGAAUGGCGGAUACUUGGAAUGUAUUUGCUGAUGGAACAGCGAAUAGAAUUAUUGGAGCCUUAGAUAUUGCUUUUGUUAAUUCUUUUCCAUAUUGGCAGGGUUUUGCAGUAGAACAUUCUACUUAUACAUUUUUUGCUGAUAUUUCCAAUACUUUCAAUGUUAUUAGGUCUAUAAACCAUAAUGUUGAAAUAUGGAUUGGUGAAACUGGAUGGCCUACAGAUGGUGUCCCUUAUGGAGCUGCUAUACCUAAUGUUGAAAAUGCUGCUUAUUUUUGGGCCAAUGUCAUUUGUUCGUCUUUAUUUAAUGAUCUUAGUGUUCUUGUUUUUGAAUUAAUGGAUGAGCCGUGGAAAGGAGAUGCUGUUGGUUUAAGUGGUCAAAGUUCAAAUGUUGAAAAAUUUUGGGGUGUUUUUGCGAUUGAUAGAAAACAAAAGUACAGUUUAGAAUGUCCUAAAGAAUCUGAGAGAGUUAUACCUUCUAUUAAUAGUAAAGUUAUUACUUCAUCAGAUUCAGGAAAUAAAGAUAAUGGUGAAUCAAAAGUAGAUUCUGGCAAUACAGAUAAUGGUGAAUCAAAUGUAGAUUCUGGCAAUACAGAUAAUGGUGGAUCAAAUGUAGAUUCUGGCAAUACAGAUAAUAGUGGAUCAAAUGUAGAUUUUGGAAAUAUAGAUAAUGGUGAAUCAAAUGUAGAUUUUGGAAAUAUAGAUAAUGGUGAAUCAAAUGUAGAUUCUGGCAAUGCAGAUCAUGAUAGUCUUGAUGAUAAUUUUCAUGAUUCUUUAACAGAUAUAAAAGAACCAAAUAUGUCAUCUCGCAUUUCAUUUUCUUUAAAAAAUGCAUUUUAUUUAAGUUUUACUGCAUUUUUGUUUUUAUUCUUUUUUUAUUAAAGUUAUAGGCAUUAUUUUGAUAUUGGAAACUAUUGGGUAUUUUUAGUGUUAUACUAUCAGGAUUGAACUAAUAUUAGUCUAUUUAUUCUUAGCCCUAAAUUUAAAAAAAUAAUCAUAAAGUUUUAAAAAAAAUAUCGAAAAAUAAUCAUCAAAAUAUGAAUGAAUUAAUAAAAUGUAUAUAAAAUAUUCAUA
Messenger RNA from Pneumocystis carinii B80, 1536 nucleotides. RefSeq lists its product as hypothetical. NCBI's taxonomy places the organism in Eukaryota, Fungi, Ascomycota, Pneumocystomycetes, Pneumocystales, Pneumocystaceae. The transcript has 2 exons. The coding region runs from base 1 to 1344 and encodes 447 amino acids. Gene Ontology annotation, biological process: cell wall organization; carbohydrate metabolic process. Gene Ontology annotation, molecular function: glucan endo-1,3-beta-D-glucosidase activity; 1,3-beta-glucanosyltransferase activity. The record is from RefSeq and is a predicted model, not a curated record. Gene Ontology annotation, cellular component: extracellular region; cell surface; fungal-type cell wall.